This is a messenger RNA of Blastomyces dermatitidis ER-3, 2774 nucleotides long. RefSeq names its product cysteine synthase A. The coding region runs from base 115 to 1524 and encodes 469 amino acids. Lineage: Eukaryota; Fungi; Ascomycota; Eurotiomycetes; Onygenales; Ajellomycetaceae. Gene Ontology annotation, molecular function: cysteine synthase activity. The record is from RefSeq and is a predicted model, not a curated record. Gene Ontology annotation, cellular component: cytoplasm. The transcript has 5 exons.
AAAUCAUACCAACUUUUCAAUGGCUAAUGUGCAACAGGGGAUAUAUAUGACUUCUUUUUCUCCUUUGCAUUGAAUAUAUGUACAAAUGAUACCAGCCUUGUGUGCUCAUAAAUCAUGACGGACAACCCGCGCCUCUAUAUACCCGCCGCUUUCCUUACGGGUGCGCUUCUCGCCUUAGGGAUCAGAGAUGUAUAUCCCUAUCUUGAGCGCCACUACCAGCAACAGAGGCGAAAAGGUCGCGAAAAUACACAGAAUGAACAGCAUGGGUUUGAAGGUAUAGAAAUCAAAAAUGGUGACAUGACUGGUGACAUGAGCCGUGGCCUACGGUGCAACCCUAAACCUCCUCCGAUUGUCGAUGGGAUUGAAGGUUGUAUUGGAAAUACACCACUAUUUAGGAUAAAAUCUCUCUCCGAAGCUACGGGAUGUGAGAUUCUUGCAAAGGCUGAGUUUCUCAAUGGCGCCGGAGGAAGUCCUAAAGAUCGAGUGGCACUGAGUAUUAUACAGACGGCAGAAGAGAACGGUCUGCUCCAUCCUUACUCUGGAGACGCCAUCUACGAAGGCACUGUGGGAUCUACGGGCAUUUCACUCGCUACGCUAGCCAGAGCCAGGGGUUACUUAGCACAUAUAUGCAUGCCGUCCGACCAAUCCACAGAGAAGUCGAAUCUCCUGCUCAAACUAGGUGCCAUAGUAGACCGUGUACCGCCAGCCCCAAUUGUAGAAACAGGACAUUUCGUAAACAGAGCGCGUGCGCUCGCAAAAUCUCACUCUCCGUCCCCAGAAUCAUCUCUAACACGCACUUCGUCGACUCCUAGCCAUCAUCGUCAUCAAACGCAUGAAAUAACCGAAACGCCAGAUGAAGAUUUGCUGGCGUCGCGAGCUGCUGGGAAACAAGGUCGAGGCUUCUUCGCCGACCAAUUUGAAAACCCCGCUAAUUGGCAGGCCCACUAUCGAACGACUGGUCCAGAGAUUUUCGCCCAGUGCGAGGGCAAAUUAGAUGCAUUCGUUGCUGGUGCGGGCACCGGCGGCACUAUAUCAGGCGUCGCACUCUUCCUUAAACCUCGUCUUCCCAAUAUGUCUGUCGUGCUGGCGGAUCCGCAAGGAAGCGGGCUCUUUAACCGCGUCCGUUAUGGGGUUAUGUUUGACGUGAAAGAGCGCGAGGGAACGCGGAGGAGGAGACAGGUGGACACUAUUGUUGAAGGUAUCGGCAUUAACCGUGUUACCGUAAACUUUGAGGCUGGGAGGGAGUUGGUCGAUGAUGCUGUUAGGGUCACGGACGCCCAGGCUAUUGCGAUGGCGAGGUGGUUGGUGGAGAAGGACGGUAUUUUUAUCGGAAGUAGCAGCGCGGUUAAUUGCUUCGCAGCAGUUAAGACAGCUUUGAAGCUCGGACCCGGGCAUAGGAUCGUGACCAUACUUUGCGAUUCAGGGACACGGCAUUUAUCGAAGUUCUGGGAAAAAGCUGGCAAUGUGGGGAGUGCUGUUGACACUAAACUUGAAGACGUCCUCAAUGCAAAGGGGGACGAAUAAUAGCUGGUAUAUAUGUAUAAAAUAAAUAUUCCAGAAUGGUUCGAUCAUAUAUAGAGGGUAUUUUUCCUUUUCUUCUCAAAUCCACUAUCUGGAUCAAGUUGAGCCGGACCGAUCAACCCAGGGCGAGUUCUUAACCAUCGGAAAGCUCUGUCUCUUCUGCGGAUUGCGAGGCUUGGGGGGUGUGUCGAUUUGGAUCGCCGACAAGCCUGAUCCCGGCCAAGCUGAAGCAAAAGCCUGUGAGAAAGGAUCAUCACUGUCUGAACUUUCAUCAACUAGUUUUGGUGGUUCGGUAGGAAAAACGGACCGCUUCCGCGGUGUCCGUGAAGGUGUGGUUAUUUGAACAGUCUCUGAAAGCUUCGUUGGUGAGGGUGAUUUUGCGGUUAGCCGUCUUUUGGGUAGUUUGGGCGGUGUCAUGAAAUCUCCGUCUUGACGCUGAGCAUGUAAAUAAUGGGAGUUUUUCCAGUCCUCCCACAUUUCCCCGAGGCACAUCUCAGCCCAUUUACACUUUAUCUCAUUUCUCGUUUGAUUUUCCAAUACGGCUUCCAAGUCUUCCCAUGUUACAUCAGAUUUUGACUUGAAAGCCUCGAGUUGAUCCUUCUCUUUAGCCGUUAAAGGUAUCAGUGAUUGUGGGCAGUUUUUGAUAUCAGUAGACUGGACAUAGUACCACUGUCUCAACUGACCGGAGGUCCUGUUGGGUACGGAUCGGGACACCUCUUUCCAUGGGAGCUUCUGAACUACUCUUUGAGUUAAGAUUAUUUGUAUUUCACUGGGUGUGAAAGGGUUGAUUGCGGCGCUCAGUUUCGUUUCCUGUUGGGAUAUGGCUCUAUGUGUCAUUGACUGGGACUCUUCUAAAGGUAUACCACCAUCUGGGGCAGCCAGUAUCUCAUUCUCUAUAGCACCAUUCUCUUGCAGUAACGGUGAUUCCACAGAUACUUUCCGGUUGCGUUUGGCGGGGGUCGGGGUUGAUGUUUCUGGAGUCCCUUUCUCUGGCUGCUGAUCAUUUUUCUCUUCCGCGCUUAGGACAUGCUCUGACAAUGGAGGGGAAGGCUCAACGGGAGCCAUAGGUUCUUCCGCGAUUGGCGAUGGCGUGUCAAUGACAUUCUUAGCUUCAUCAGUGAUAUUAAUUUUGGGUGGUGUGGAAAGUGAAGGUAAGGUGUUUUGCAAAGGGUCAUCCGAAUCCGAAUCCGAAACACGUCCAGAGCUUCCGGGCCUUGACGGUAAUCGUACUUUUAGCGCUCUGUGAGGUUUAC